Eriocheir sinensis (Chinese mitten crab) is the source of this 2858-nucleotide messenger RNA. RefSeq names its product phospholipase A-2-activating protein-like (gene Plap). Gene Ontology annotation, biological process: proteasome-mediated ubiquitin-dependent protein catabolic process; ubiquitin recycling. NCBI's taxonomy places the organism in Eukaryota, Metazoa, Arthropoda, Malacostraca, Decapoda, Varunidae. Bases 281 to 2647 code for a protein of 788 amino acids. The record is from RefSeq and is a predicted model, not a curated record. Gene Ontology annotation, cellular component: nucleus; cytoplasm. Gene Ontology annotation, molecular function: ubiquitin binding. The transcript is spliced from 6 exons.
AGUGUGGCUGCACAAUCACUGGGGAAAAAUAUUUUGUAAUAAAGUUAAAAUCUCAAUGUUCUUCAGAUAGCAAGCUCCAUAGGUAAAUUGGAGGAUAGGAAGUUAGGAACAUACAUGUUGUCAUGGUGGAUGUCGAGGCCUCGGCGCCGCGGCGGGGAGUAAGCGACCUAACAUUGGCAGGAUCUGACUGGCAGACGUGGGGCCGUGUUCACUGAAGUCGGGGGUUUACAAGCCAUUUCAUAAGUGCAACAGGAGAAGUGUAGUGGCUGUUGUAUCCACGAUGAGUGGAAGUGGAGGCUACAAGCUGCGGUGUAACCUGCUGGGCCACUCCAAGGACGUGCGUGCCGUGGCCACAAGCCAGGACGGCCUGGUGGUGACGGCCUCGAGGGACGCCACGGCCAGGCUCUGGGCCCCGGCGGCCGCGGGAAAUUUGUACGAGUCAGAGCAAGUGUACAGCGGCCACACCUCCUAUGUGACCAGUGUGUGUGUGCUCCCCGGAGAUGACACGCACCCUGAGGGGUUGGUGGCCACGGGCUCCAGGGACACAAACAUCCUGGUCUUCCCCCUCAGGAGCCAGCAGGCAGUCCAUACACUCUCUGGCCACUCUGACACAGUGUCUUGCCUUGCGUGGGGGAGAGGAGUGCUGGUAUCUGGCUCGUGGGACCACUCAUGCAGAAUAUGGACCAACUGGGAUUGUAGCCACGAGCUGAAGGGCCAUGAAGGACCUCUGUGGUCAGUGGUGGUGCUGCCUAGCGAGGGCUCCAGCUCCCCCAGCAUAUUAACGGCCUCAGCAGACAAGACCAUAAAGUUGUGGAAGGAAGGAAAACUAUGCACCACCUAUUCUGGCCAUAAGGACUGUGUGCGGGGCCUUGCAGUGAUCAGUGCCUCACAGUUCCUCUCCUGCUCCAAUGAUGCCACUGUAAUACGUUGGUCCAUCUCAGGGGAACAAUUAGCCACUUACUAUGGUCAUACUAAUUUUAUAUAUGGAGUGAGUAUAGGGACACCCGAUGGAGGCUUCGUCACUGGUGGGGAGGACCGUUCACUACGGGUAUGGGAGUCAAGUGGGGAGUGUGUGCAGACAAUUCACGUUCCUGCUCAGUCUGUGUGGGCGGUGGCGACCCUUCCUAACUCAGAUAUUGUGUGUGGCACAAGUGAUGGAGUAUGUCGUGUUUUCACCAGAGCCGAAGAGAGACAGGCAAAUGCUGAAGAUCUCAAAGAAUUUGAAGAAAGCGUUGCUAAAUCCACAAUGGCUGUGGGGGACCUUGGAGGGAUCAAGAAAAGUGAACUCCCUGGGAAGGAAAUUCUCUUUGCUCCAGGAAAACGAGAUGGACAAACUGUAAUGGUUCGUGAGGGAGAAAAGAUUAAUUGUUAUUCAUGGUCAAAUGCCAGCCAGCAGUGGACAGCUGUUGGGGAGGUUGUUGGUGGUGCUGGAGGAUCAGCGUCCACCUCAGGCAAAGUGUUGCAUGAAGGUAAGGAGUACGAUUUUGUCUUUGAUGUUGAACUGGAUCAAGGCACGAUCCUAAAGCUCCCUUAUAAUGUGUGUGAGGAACCCUACUUUGCUGCCCAGCGCUUCAUCCACCAACACGAACUGCCACAAGACUUCUUGGACAGAGUAGCAAAUUUCAUCAUGGAGAACACUAAAGGUGUAACCUUGGGGACUGAAUGCACAGGUCAGCAAGUGGAUCCCUUCACGGGUGCUUCAAGGUACCAGCCUGGUAGCUCCUCUGGCGCUGGUGGUGUAAGUGACCCUUUCACUGGAGGUGGCAGAUAUAUUCCUGGUGGAACCUCAAGAGUGACCACUGGGGCUGAUCCCUUUACUGGGGCAUCAAGCUACACAACCCAAGGAGCUACAAAGUCCCCAGUGGCUUCACACUUUUUCCCCUUACUGAUUCCUCUCCAAUUUGAGGCUUGUAAUCCUACUGGGAUACUUACUAAGUUAAAAGAAUUUAAUAAUAUUCUAGAUAAAGAUAAACAGUUUGAACCAGAUGUGUUAGAAAAGUUGGUUGAAGCAGUAUCAAAGCCAAAUGAGUCAGACCCUGCACAGUUAGGUGCACUGGAGGUAGGAUUGCAAUGGCCAGUGGACCAAGUUUGGCCUGUCCUUGAUGUGCUGAGACUAGCCUUGCUCUCUGAGCGGAUGCAAAGUGUCUGGCUAGUUGGUGAUCGUAGUGAGACGCUGGUUUCACACCUUAUCACGUUAGUGAGGCCUCCUUCUCCCCCUAACACUCAGCUGAUGGCCUUGCGCUGCUUUGCCAAUUUGGCGGCCUUUGAACCAGGGCGUGCAAUCCUAACUAAAAUGUAUGACCAAGUUGUAACUGUCACAGUUGAAAUCUCUCCAUACAAAAACAAAAAUUUGGAAAUUGCUGCAGCAACUGUACUUCUUAACUACAGUGUCAUAUUCGGAGCUAAUGAUAAUUUUGAUAAGAAAUGCCAGGUUCUCAGUGGUGCUGGGACUGUGGCAAUGUGCUCGAAGGAUCCCGAGGCACAGUUCCGUUCCCUGGUGGCUCUUGGAACUCUGCUGUACAACUGUGGUCAGUGUCGCUCUCUAGCAGGAUCACUGGACCUCAAGCCUGUGGUACAAACCUUGUCAACAGUCACCUCUCCUGCAAAAGUUGGCGAAUGUGCAGGUCACAUACUCAGGCUGCUUUAGUCUUUUUGGGAUUAUGAAAUUAUUAUGGGUGUAGUAUGUAUUUUAUAGUGUGUAUUUUAUUGAAGUUAGUAAAUCAGUACAGUAGGACCUCACCAAUAGCAUCUAAGUGGUGCCUAAAAAUUGCAGUUUCAGGUAUCCCCUGCUUUAUGAUUUGGUUAUGUUUUGGAAGAGUGAUCGUGAAGCAAAACAAAUAUAUAAUGAACUGGUUUAA